AUGGAAAUUUUUGCUGAGAGAGCGGCGCACUUGGCGGGCCGACGUUCGGCGUUGCGUCGUCACAGGAAACGUUUCGGCUACGGCGACCUGGUGGCAUAUGGCGCCCGGAAGACGGCUUUGCCCUUCUUCGGUUCGGCUUACUAUGCGGCGGUGUUAGCUGCCGAGAAAAAUCGGGUUGUGGUUUACGGCGGAAUGGAUCUUUUAGACCACCCGGAUCCGGUAGAUGGAUGUGAUCCGAUUGCUAUAGGAACUAGAGACAUGCCCAAUGGAACUCUGCUCAAUGGAACUCUGCUCAAUGGAACUCUGCCCAACGGAGUUCUGCCCAAUGGAGCUCUGCACGAUGGAGAUCUACCCGAUAGAGCAGGACUGGGUGCUAGGGAGGGUGCUACUGCCAGGGGAGACUCGACACUCAUUGACUCGGGGCGUAGAGACAGUCUGGUGGAGCGAGUCCAGGCGUUGCGACGGAACAGCAUGCGUUCGGAGACCAGCAGACAGCAGCGAGACCAGAACUUGUGGCGAGAUGAGGGGAGACGUCAAAGCCUUUACCCGCAGCUCUCACGAAGGGAUAGCAACUGCUUCAGAAAAACUAGGGAUUCAUGCCGAUUCGAUUCUCGUUUCGAUUCUCGUUUCGAUUCUCGUUUCGAUUCUCGUUUCGAUUCUCGUUUCAAUUCUCGUUUCGAUUCUCGUUUCGAUUCUCGUUUCGAAUCCCGCCAGGGAUCUGGUGUGGGAUCUGGUCCCAGUCCUGGGUCAGGUAGUUCGGUUAAGGUGCGAGUGGGUGUGAGGUCAUUGGGUGAAGAGAGUGACGCCAGUUCGGCCACGACCUUCCCCGCGCGGGGCCAGUUUCUAAGUAGUGGCGUUAACCAACGCAGUGGCUCUGUGGCCUCGUGCCAGAGUGGCGAGGAGAAGCGCGAGGUCAUCGACCCCACGAAGGCAAGCGCUGGCGUUUAUGAACUCGCGGUGGAGGUCGACACGGGCGUGGUCCGGACCCUCGGCCGGGCCACUGCGGCCCUGGGGCUCGUGGGGCACUCCAUGGUGUGCUGGCGCGGCUCGGUCCUCUGCAUUUACGGAGGCGUCCACCAAGACAUUCGGGGACUGUUCAGUAAGCUGCGCUCGGGGGAGGGGGAGAUGGUUGUCCUGUAG
Molecule: messenger RNA, 1140 nt
Organism: Gregarina niphandrodes
Lineage: Eukaryota; Apicomplexa; Conoidasida; Eugregarinorida; Gregarinidae
Exons: 1
Coding region: 1-1140 (379 amino acids)
Source: RefSeq, a predicted model, not a curated record